ACGAGAGAACUAUUGUAGUGGAAACCUGUAAUAAGAAAACGCUUUACUAUUUGCUUCAGCAGCGCUCAGAGCCAUUUUGUUUUUAUCCUUGGAUUUUGACGGUUGCGUAUAUUGUUUUUGAUAUUGUUUUUAUUCUUAUUUUAUUCUUAUACACAUAACAUGAGCAAAAAGUGUAUAGUUUCCAGUUGCGGACAGCUAACAAAUCGGUAUGUUUUGCCUAAAAAUGAAGGGCAGGCUUCUAUAUGGCUACAACGAAGUGGUAAUAGGGAAAUGGAGAAGAAAAAACAAAAAAAUGCCACAAUUUGUCCUCGGCAUUUUAGCAACCAAUGCUUUUUAGAAUAUGGUUUAAAAGGACUGAAAAAAGGUGCUUUACCUUCUUUGUUUUUGCCAGAUUACACCUCAACUGGUGUGGAAGGAGACAAUUUCUUUUUUGUGAAACGGGAAUCACCUACAAGAACCCAUAUUCCAGGAAUAUUAAAAGCAUUGGAAAUGCCAGCAUUGCCGUCAACGACUGGUGAGUUUUCCCCUGUAGCAAAAGUGAAAACACCAACAAAAACCUAUGGCAAGAGGAUAACAGAUACUCAACCCAAGCGACUGAAACCGAUGUUUGAAGAUGAGGAGCCCAUUGAAAACAUUAUUGAAGAAUCUGAUAAACACCAGCCUUCCACUUCACAGGAAGGACUCAGUUACAUUAAGUUUGAUAAACACCGGCCUUCCACUUCACAGGAAGAACUCAGUUACAUUGAAUCUGACAAACAAAGGCCUUCCACUUCACAGGAAGAACUCAGUUACAUUGAAUCUGACAAACAAAGGCCUUCCAUUUCUCAAAAGGGCACCAGGGCUCAACCUUCUCUUCAUUCAACUAAUAUAACACGAAAGAAAAACCAGUUAAAAAAUAAAAGCAUGGCAGUACGGCGGACAACGGUGCAGUUACAAAAGUUUGAUACACCAAAUAUAGGUACAUCAAACCUAAUUAGCCUAAUUGAACAAAACCGCGAUUUCUUAGAGACGGUAACUACGUCUAAUGAUGUGUCCCUCAAUUUUUUUGCUUCAAAUAUGCGCAAUUUACAGUGUAAGCCUAAAGGGCGUAGGUUUUCAUUGAAGGACAACAUAUUUGCUUUGUCUUUAUAUAAGCACAGUCCCCGCGCUUACAGAUUCCUAUCCAAAUUUUUUUCUUUACCGUCCCGCAAGACACUUACCAAUAUGUUAAAUAAGGUGCCAUUUUUGGCGGGUAUAAACCCGGCCAUUUUUAAACAUUUAAAAACGUCGGUCGCUAAACUGAUUGCGGAGGAUAGGAAUUGUAUCGCCAUGGUCGAUGAAAUGGCCGUACAACCUCACCUUCAGCAUAAUGAACGAUACGAUUAUAUAGAGGGCUUUGUGGAUUUGGGUGGUGGUAAUCGACGGAUUCAAUUCGCAGACCAUGCUCUUGUAUUUAUGGCUAAGGGCAUUCGUAAGGCGUGGAAACAGCCAGUCUUUUUCGGGUUUUGUGAAGGCACUACAGCAACGGACGACUUAGUAAAAUGCAUAACAGAUGUUAUUAAAGAGUUGGAACUGGCCGGUCUCACAGUAGUUGCGACCGUAAGUGACCAAGGAGCCACCAAUCGCGCCGCUAUAAAUAAACUCUGCAACAAAAAAACAGGAGAAGCACUUUUAUACCAUCCCACAGGCGAAAAGGGCGCAGAAAUUGUUCAUCUCUUUGACCCUCCUCAUUUAUUAAAAGGUAUUAGAAACGGUCUCUUGACCAAAGAUCUUAAAUUCAAAGUGGGUGAAGAUGAGAAGGUGGCUUCUUGGGAACAUAUACUUAACUAUUAUGUGUUGGAUCGGAAACAGGGGGCUUAUGUGCAUUGUACUAAGUUAACGGACGAGCACGUGUUGCCUAACAAAAUCCGAAAAAUGAAGGUUAAAAUGGCUUCACAAGUAUUUAGCCACACGCUUGGAUGUGACAUGCACCAAAGAGCAAGGAUUACAAAGCGACUGAAUUUGCCACCGUCUGAUCCCGACUUUCUGAAUCCUCAAGCUAUGGAUACCGCGGACCUUAUCUUGUUUCUGGACAAACUUUUCGACAGUGUGAAUGGUUUAAAAAGGCGACCUCCUCCUGGCAAGCCCCUACUUUCUGUGGUCACGGAAACGUCUGACCAUCUCUCUUUCUGGACAUCUGCAAUUUCCACUUUACGCUCUAUGUUCUUUGUUUCUGAUUCUACUUCUAAAUCUAAAUCGACAUCUAGUUACCCAUCUAUAAAAAAUUGGAUUUCCACAUUGCACGGCUUUGUGUAUGUGAGGGAAAAAGUGUUAAAACUUUUUGAUUUUUUCAGUCCAAGAUCAUUUAAUCAGGACCCUUUAGAAAACUUCUUUGGCCAGAUACGAAGCCAUGCAGUGGGAAAUACAACUUGUUCUUCUUUUAUCCAUUCUUUUAAAUCUUUAUUGGUCAGUCGUUUUUCGUCAUCGCACAGUGUAGGGUCAAAUUGUGAGGAGGAUCUGUCAGAGGGACCCUUAAGCACGUUGAAACGUUUUGUCCUUCAACAGGAGAACGUCCCAGUUUCAGAAGGGGCAAUUGAACGAACACCUGUCAAAGAGGCUCUGGCGACGGACUUCGCAACAGACUAUGUUGCUGGCGCGAUUUUAAAGAAAUUUUUUCGGAGGUUUUCUUGUGAUGCGUGUUAUAAAUAUUUAUCCUCCGCGCAGCCAUUGCCCGAACACCUGCAAGUAAGGCAAUUUGAGGGACACAAUCUAAUUAAUCCUGAUUAUUUAUUCUCAUAUACUUUGAACAACACAACAAUUUUUAUAUUAGAGAUUCUGCCAAGUAUUAUACAUAAAUAUGGCAUAAAAAAAAUUAUACUGACGGAACUUCAGAACCAACAUUUUCAGUUCCUUCUAUGCGAUGAGCAUAUUCAUUUAAAACACGACGACCUUUUUAAAGUAAUUAUAAACGUUGUUCUUUUUGAUUACAUUAAGUUGCUUAAUCGGGUUUUAAGGGGUAUUGAUUUGAGAUUGAUCGACUCCAAUGAUUUAUUUAGGAAGGCCCACGAAAAAUUUCUUAAACGGAUUCCUAAAUCCAAACGUCGGAGACAAGAAGUUUAUCAGAGGUCUUCCUAAAUGAAGAACCUAUAUAUCCUAUAUUGAAAUCUAAAACACGUCCGCAUAUUUUUUAUUUUUAGUUCCUUUUUAAAAUUUCUUACCCCGUUGCUGUUCUUUCAUCUUCAGUUAUGUACUUAAUUAGGUUUGAUGUACAGAGGUUGUGUAACUGACGUGAACAAUUUCAUUUAUAUUUAUUUUUCAUUGUCAUUAAUUAUAAUAUGUUACAUAUACAAAUAUAUAAUUGUAAAUACUUACGGUUUUACCAUUUUAUUAAUUACUGUACCUAGUUGUAAUAUCUUAAUUGUUUAAUAA
This is a messenger RNA of Brassicogethes aeneus, 3387 nucleotides long. Lineage: Eukaryota; Metazoa; Arthropoda; Insecta; Coleoptera; Nitidulidae. The record is from the annotation of a GenBank genome assembly.